Messenger RNA from Trichoplax adhaerens, 1542 nucleotides. RefSeq lists its product as uncharacterized. The record is from RefSeq and is a predicted model, not a curated record. NCBI's taxonomy places the organism in Eukaryota, Metazoa, Placozoa, Uniplacotomia, Trichoplacea, Trichoplacidae. Gene Ontology annotation, molecular function: protein binding. The transcript has 11 exons. The coding region runs from base 1 to 1542 and encodes 513 amino acids.
AUGAGUAAGUUAUAUGAUACCAUCGAACCAGCCGUCAUUGACGAGCAAAUGCUAAAACAAUGCGUGGAAGAGCAAGGUCCAAAGGAUGAAGCUGGACGUAUUGCAAAUCAAGAAGGGAUUGACUUUAACGAAGUGUUACAUCUACGAUUGGAUUUCAAGAAUAUACUGAAAAUUGAUAAUUUAUGGAGUUUUACUAACCUGGUCAGGCUUCAACUGGAUAACAACAUUAUCGAAAAAAUUGAAGGCCUUAACACUUUAGUAAAUCUAAAAUGGCUAGAUCUUUCCUUCAAUAAUAUCGAAAUUAUUGAGGGCUUGGAUAAACUCACUCAAUUAACUGAUUUAACCUUAUUCAGUAAUCGAAUCGCACGUAUUGAAAAUAUGGAUGCAUUGAAGGAAUUGCAAGUUGUCUCAUUUGGAAAUAAUCUAUUAAAAUCAUUAGAGAACAUUGCAUACCUACGGCGCUUUAAGAAUUUGCGUACUAUCAAUCUGAGUGGUAACCCAUUCUCGGAAGACGACAAUUAUAAAAGCUACAUUAUUGCUCACUUGCCCUCAGUAAUUUACCUGGAUUAUAGAUUAGUGGAUGAAUCACUAAGACACCAAGCACGGGAUCAAUAUGAAUUCUCUAUCGUAGAAUUGGAGCAAGAAGAAAGAGAGCUAGAAAAUAAAAUGAUUAAGGAAAAGGCUAUUGAGGAAAGACUACAAAAGGAAAAGAGAGCGUACGUAGAGUACUUGGAUGGUCCGGAAUUAUUUGAUCAGAUGGUAGCUGAUGAUCCUGAAGCCAGCAAAUUAAGUUAUCUCCCUGGCUUAGCGGAUAAAUUUGUGGAAUUAUGUAAAGAAAUCUUUCAGUUUGGGUUAAAAGAACACAAUAAACGUGAAGAAGAAUGUAACCACUUCUUUAGUGCACUAAAUGAUGCUAAAAACGAAAAUAGAUGCAUAGGAAUAGAUGCUAUUAAUAUUUUUGAAGAAUUUAAGAAAGCGACUUUCGAUGAUAUUAUGCUUACGAGGGACGUACAAGUUGUAGAAGCUAAAUUGCAAGAAUUAAGUGAUAAAGUACAAUCUCUGUGGAAUGAUUUAAUGGGACUGGAAAUGCAACUUGUUGAUCAGUUGGAGGAUACAAUAAAAGAAUUUGAAAGAAACAUGGCUGAAAUGGUGGCAGCAUUUAUAGAACAUAUUCAAGCUCUAUUUGCUCAAUGUCGUGAUAUUGAGAAUCAGCACUUUGAAAGAGCAACAGAAAUCGCAUUAGAAACGCUAGAGAAAUUAGUAAAAAAUGAAUUGGAAGAAGAAUUACCCGAUGACUUAAGAGUGUUAUUUGUGGAUAAAGAUACAAUUACUAAUGCAGUAACUGCCUCACACGAUGCACAUCUUGUUAAAAUUGACAAUAAGGAAGAUGAUAUGGUUACGCGUGUUAAUAAUUGGAUGCGAAAUAUGACUGAUCAAGUUCAUGAAGACGAAGUUAAGCGCAAUCGUUCACGAGUUUUAGAAGUGACACAUCUUAUUGAUCACUAUCGUGAUGAAAUUGAUAGUAUUGAGUCACAAAUGUAA